Messenger RNA from Teleopsis dalmanni, 1932 nucleotides. RefSeq names its product deoxyribodipyrimidine photo-lyase-like. Bases 150 to 1784 code for a protein of 544 amino acids. Gene Ontology annotation, molecular function: deoxyribodipyrimidine photo-lyase activity. NCBI's taxonomy places the organism in Eukaryota, Metazoa, Arthropoda, Insecta, Diptera, Diopsidae. The transcript has 4 exons. The record is from RefSeq and is a predicted model, not a curated record. Gene Ontology annotation, biological process: photoreactive repair.
UAUUUCGUUUCAAAAGAAGGCGCAAUUACUAGAGUUUAUUAUUAAAUGGUUUUGAACUUAAAGCAAAUUUGGUUUAUUCCUUGUUGGAAAGAAUUGUAGCCGAGUGAGGAUAAAUUUGAUUAUAAAUAAUAUUUGAUUAUAAAUAUCACAUGCGAAUCGUUUUUAACAUAGCAAAAAAUACCUAUGCAAGACUUGUAUUUAUGAAAAUAAUGAAGCGAACAAAAUCAUCUAAUACCACGAAACCACAAAAAAAGACUAAGUUACUCAAUAGUACCGAAACUUCGGUAAAAACAAUAACAACAGAGGACGCAACAACAUCCAAAUCGAACAUAACAGAUUUUGCCGUCGCAGUGCAAGAACAAAGAUUAUUGACGGCAGAAAAUAUAAUUGAAUUCCCAUUUAAGAAAAAAAGAGUACGUAUUUUAACAACAGUUGAAGAAGUUAAAGAACAUACUACUGGUGGAAUUCUUUAUUGGAUGUCAAGAGAUGCACGGGUUCAAGACAAUUGGGCUUUGUUAUUUGCACAAAAAUUGGCACUUAAAAUGCAAUUACCACUAAUUGUGGCAUUUUGUUUGGUACCAAAAUUUUUAAACGCGACUAUAAGACAUUAUAAAUUUAUGCUAGGGGGUUUAGAGGAAGUAGAAAAAGAUUUGCAAGAGCUUAAUAUACCGUUUUAUUUAUUACUUGGACCCGCAGCGGAACAUAUACCAAAAUUUGUAAAGGAAUUUGAUAUCGGUGCUGUGGUUUGCGACUUUGCACCAUUGCGUGUACCGCGAAAGUGGAUAGAUGAUGUUAAAAAUUUAUUACCUAAGGAUAUUCCAUUAACUCAAGUUGAUGCACAUAAUAUAGUUCCAGUGUGGAUAGCUUCUGAUAAACAAGAGUACGCAGCGCGAACUAUACGUAACAAAAUAAAUUCUAAACUUGGUGAAUACUUAACAGAAUUUCCACCAAUCGUUAAGCAUCCUUAUGAUGUCAAACAAAAACGCACCACAAUUGAUUGGAAAGAUGCAUAUGCCUCCUUGAAAUGUGAUAUGUCCGUAGAUGCUGUAGAUUGGGCUAAGCCAGGAUAUAAAGCAGCUUUAAGACAAUUGCAGGAAUUUUGCACUAAACGAUUACGCAUUUUUAAUGACAAACGUAAUGACCCAACCCUAAAUGCACUUUCAGGAUUAUCACCAUGGUUUCAUUUUGGUCACAUAUCAGUUCAACGCUGCAUAUUAGAAGUAAAACGGUACUCUGCUCAGCAUAAGGCUUCAGUUGAUGCUUUUUGCGAAGAAGCUAUUGUACGCAGAGAAUUAGCUGAUAACUUUUGUUAUUAUAAUGAUAACUACGAUAAUAUAAAGGGAUUACAUGAAUGGGCACGUAAAAGUCUUGAUGAACAUCGUAAAGACAAGCGGAGUUCACUAUAUACUUUAUUGGAAUUUGAGCAGGCUCGUACGCAUGAUGACUUAUGGAACUCUGCACAGUUACAAUUAAUCAAUGAAGGCAAAAUGCACGGUUUUCUACGAAUGUAUUGGGCUAAAAAAAUACUUGAAUGGACAGAAACUCCUGAACAAGCCCUGGAAUUCGCAAUAUUGUUGAACGACAAAUAUAGUCUAGAUGGACGCGACCCCAAUGGCUAUGUUGGAUGUAUGUGGUCUAUUGGUGGUGUGCAUGAUCAAGGAUGGGCGGAACGGCCAAUUUUUGGUAAAAUACGUUAUAUGAAUUAUCAAGGCUGCAAACGUAAAUUUGAUCUAAAGGCCUAUGUCGCGCGCUAUGGUGGCAAAAUUCAUACAAAAAGCACAUAAAAUAAAAACUGCAAAACAAAAUUUUAGAUGCGUAAUAAUAUAUUGAAAAUAUUAAAUCUUUGCGUAUUUGUUUUUGCAGACACAUUUAUUAAAAAUUAUAAAUUUUACUUUAGACCACUGAAACUAAUAAAGUUUGAAACUUUAAUAU